UGUUUAGUUACAUAAACAAACAUUGGGCAACAUUAAAAAGCAACUUGGUGUUUUCUAACAGAAAUGAACGACAAACAUCACAUCGAAUAUUAUAAUUGGAUUUAAAAAAUGAAUACAAAAUAUCACGUGGUGCGAUGCGCACCUCUAUGAAACGAAACGAUUAAGCUACAAAAUGUCAAAAAGCAAAAGCACGGAGUAUUAGGGGCGGCGACCGCGGCUUAUACAGGGGAGAGGGGGGCGAAGGGGAGCGUGGUCGUCAGUUUCUCGCCGACCACCGCGCCGCGAGCACGCUUUGUAAUGCUCUCAGUAGUUUGACGCGAUAUGGCCUCGUCUACGAACGGCAACAUCGUCGUCGAGUGGUUGCGUUCGCUCCACUUGGGCCAAUACGCGGAAAGUUUUAUUGACAACGGAUAUGAUGACUUAGAAAUAUGUAAACAAGUAGGAGAACCAGAUUUGGAUGCCAUUGGUGUCCUUAACCCUGCACAUCGCCAGCGACUUCUACACUCUGUCAGAUCAUUGAGGGAAGAAGGAGCGGCGGCUGUUUACUUUACUUUGGAAGAAGCAGCCGCCGCUCGAGACCCAUGUAGAUGUGAAGAAGAGGCAAGGAAGGAGCAGGCGACAGCAGCAGUAGAACCGGCUAAAUACGUGGACGAAUAUGAAGAAGGAAAAGCAGAGUUAGUGAAGAUACCCCGGAUGCAACUAAAGCGUUUGCUUCGCGAACGUCUUGCUCAGGAUGGGAUUCGUCUUAGUCUUCAGCCAUAUUCCACAACGGAUGGAGACCGAGGCUACCUGGAAGGUCUAGCAUCCCGAUACGCAGACCUGUUCUCCACACACUACGGCGACGUACUAGACCACCUUGAGGAGUUACGGAGACACGAAUGGGACGAGAUGUCUCCAAGAAUGAGGGUGCUUGGAGGCCCUGGAACACCUCAGACGCCACCUUCGGCAAGUCCUGGUUCCCUAGCUUUGAAUAACUUGACCACGUCGCAUUCGCAGCCCAUUUAUGUGCCUGGAAAGUAUUCGCCCUCCAGUUGCCUCACAGAGAAAGAGGAGGACGAGAUAUACGGGUUCGGUUACGGCGUGUUCGGCAAACAGAUGUUGCAACGUCAACAGCAACAGAAACAACUGCUGCUAGCGCAACCGACUCAACCACUAAUGCACAACCAACAACACAACUAUCAAAGUUGCCUCAGCCCACGUUCGGCGUAUUUCUACGAAUUCCCGCCAAGCGAUAACUGCCUCGGAACUGCGAAGAAGAAAGUCACGACAUUCUCAAGGCUGCUUCGAGGGUUGAAAUCACAUAGGAAAGAGAAACACGGCUCCUGUUCGCCGAAACACACGCAUAGUCCUCGACAAGUGCUACCACCUCAACGGGUUGAUACGCCGGACAGCGUGCUACAAAGUGGCCUAGGCCUUGGGCCUGGUCCCGACACGGCCUUAAGAUCCAUGGUUGACCCGAGAGACUAUGACCGCCUCCGCUUCUUUCAAAUGAGUGCCGCCCAACCAAACACCUUCGAAGAAACUAUUCAUAGGUUAAAAUAUCAAGAAGCAAUGAAGAAAAAAGAUAAACUAGCAAGAGAACAGGAGGAGAUAUUAAGAGACAUAAGACAUGGUCUUAUGAAUAUGGGAAGAGACGGUGUCCGAGGGCCUUUCGGAGACGACACGUACAUGUACGACGACGAAGCGCGAGGCCUCUCAGGGCGAGGACAUUGGUACGACGAACCACCCUAUGAAAGUGAUCCUGAAGAUUUUCUAAUGGGAGCUGGAUCGCCGGCAGCGACUUUUCACAAUGGAAGAGUUUGUUUCACUCUCAACCUCCGAAAUGAACCAAGUGGCGAAGGUGUUAUUUCUCUCCGAAGCGCUGGCGAUAUUAGUGUAGCAAGAACCCCUCGGAGGGGAUUAAUAAUUCCGCAGAGUGGCCCCUACCCAACCACCGUGAUCCCCUUGCGAACGGCAAGAGAUCGGGAGAGUGGAGAUUACGCGGCAUCCGACAUCCAAUCUAUAGGCUCAAGAUUAUCUGGUAUCUCUUUAGAUUCAAAUCGGUCCGAAAGAGAAUCCAGACGGGGUUACAGGCAAAUGUCUGGAUAUCGGAUAGGUGUCGAUCACUUAUCUCCAGCUUCAUCGGACUACGAAGAUCAAGAAAGUGAAACAGAUUCACAACACAUAGCCACUGUACACAAGUCAGCUGAGGAAUGUGAAGGCGUGUCAAACCUGGCAGGGAAGGUUCGAGGUCUAAGACAAGACGUCCAAAGAAAAAUAUCAAGAUUAAGACAAGAAAGGGGCCCAGAAGGCAGCGAUAGGCGAACAAGUGGCGACCAUGCGUUUCCAUGUUCUAAUAGUUCUUUUGAAAGUCUUCCCAGCGGAUCAGGCAGUAAAUAUUUAUGUACAGGCACACAAGCAUUGGUUCGCGCCGGUAGUAAUCACUCAUCUCUCUCGGCAGAAGAAAACAUAGAAUUAAGUCCAGCCGGGCGGAGUUUACUCGUGCCGCAAAUGCUGUGUCGGGCUCGGGCGCUUGUCGAUUACGUACCCAAUAUUUAUGAGAAAGAUGCCCUGAGAUACAAGAAAGGAGACAUCAUAGAAGUAAUCAACAUGAACGCGUCCGGUAUUUGGCGAGGAGUACUUAACAAUAAAGUAGGGAACUUUAAGUUUGCUAAUGUAGAAGUUCUAUCUGAAAGAGACACGGUCCGUUCAAGAUCAUCUAAAUGGUGCAAGAGCCGAGAAAGGUUAUGGGAAACGCGACCCCGUACUGUUGAAGAACUAUUGAGAAGGAUAGAUUUACUGGAGUAUGCAGUCGCCUUUGCAAGAAAUGGAUAUGAAGACAUAGAAUUAUUUAAGGAGAUCGAACCCUCAGAUUUGGACUACUUGGGAAUAAUGACUCCAGAGCAUCGAACACGCAUCCUGGCUGCUGUACAACUUCUGCAUCAGUUAGAAUGUGCCGAAGGCGAACCAGAAGCUGAUGGAGGUGGCUCAAGUUCAGAAGGUGGUGACUCUCCUUUCGGGAGACGUCAGUUUCCACGAGAUUCAGGAUGUUAUGAGGCAGGAGUCGGAGUUGGAGGCGUCCGAGUACGCACUUCACCUCUAGUCCACAGAGCUGAUGAGCCAACACACAGGCCACCAGAUCCAGCGCCGCAAGCGAAACGUUCAAUCCGUAGACGACAACCAGAUGAUGCGGAAUGUGACAGAAUUGAAAGAUAUCCGGGAACUGGCACUGAAAGGACAACUGUCCGAAGUGGCGGUUUACCUGGCGGUGCAAGGGACGAUACUUGUGAAUCUGAUCAUCGACUCAAUGUUGUCAAAUUUGUAGCUGGUGGCGAGCCGUGUGCGUCUGAGAAAAGUAGCGACUCAGGGGUGAGUAGUUCGUCGUUAAGUUCUGCUCACCCCCACCGUCCCUGAGCGAGGCCCUCCGCGCCCGCGCUUGCCUAGGCGCUGGCGCGGGCGCGUGCGCAAGCCGCGCAACCGCCCGCACCCCCCGCCGACACUGAACCAUCCGCGCCGCCCGCGCCUGAAAAUGAACAAAACUAGCCAAAUAUUUUCACCGCACAUAAAAUUUAGUUUAGAGGAACAAUCGUUACGUUACGCAUUUUUUUGCAGUUUUAUUAUGUAUAUUUUUACUAUCAUAAAUCAGAAGGUCACAUAUUUCAUGUACAUUACCUGAUCAACUCGAAAUAAGACUGAAAAAUAAUUUCUAAAUGAGAAUGGAAUAUGUCAGUGUUACGGGCGGUGCAAAAAAAUAAGUGUGGGUAAACUUCUAUUUUGGAAGACAUUGAUUAAAAUGGACUUUUGUCUUUGGGGCAUAAUGGUUUACUGCAUCAAACCCACAACUAAUAUUCUUUGUGAAAGAACUUGUUACUUAAAGACUGACCCGAGUUUCAUAGCAUUUUCAUAUGCUGUAAUUUUUAUGAAACGGUUAGCAGUUAACUUUCUAUAAUGUAUAAUCACUCUUCCUCUUUGAUACAUGUAUUCAAGUAAUAAAAUGUGAACGAGAGAUUGAUGUCAAUAGUUUCGAAUGAAAACUGAUUUUAGAAAGGAAUAAUUAUUAUAAAUUGUAGAUAUUUUAUUUAGGUUGCUUGUUACGAUUUCACAUGCGGAUUUGAAAUCGCUUUUUAUCAUUCCGUCAUAAAUUGGAAAGCAUAUCAUAGAUGGCAGCAAUUUAUUAUUAUAUAAGUUGGUUUUAAUUCAUUAACCUGUUCAAAAUACGAAUUAAAGCUUUUUGUGAGUUAGCCGGUCAUUUUGUACAUAAUUAUAAGCUUUUAUUUUUAGUUUACGUAGUGAUAAAUGACAUGUAAUCUUCAACUGUAGAGUGUAGCUGUCCUGUUGUACUUUAUCAUGAUACGUACCCAGUGCAUAAAAUGUCCGGGUUAUGUCCACAUUCCCCAGUGUGAGAAUGACGAUUCAUAGAUUGCGUAUUGAUUGACUUGUGUAUUUUUCGUUUUUACGUUUCUUGUGUUUAUUUUGAACAGAUUAUUUUAAAGGCUUUCAUGACUGUAUUUAUGACUGUAUCUAGGUAAUAUUAGCGGAGGCAGUAUGCCAUUCGCGUAAGAACCGGGGCGUUGGAAGCGCAACAUUAAUAGCAAUAACUGUAAAUACAUAAUAGAUAGGUUAAUUACUAUAUGUAUGUUGAUAAAAAAGUUUUUGUAAUUGUUUAAGAGAGCGUUAUGCGGUAAGCCGUAUGUACAGAUAAUGUAGUGAAUCUGUGAAAUUUUGAAUUUCACCCCGCUAUCUUCCGUGUCAUGGUAAAGCAAUUUGACAUAUUUUACGAUCUUCGCACUUGUGACUGGCCUGUCGUAAAAUUGUAACCACUGUCAAACUACCGAUGAAACAAAACAAUAUUAGAUUUUGUCACAGAACUGGUUGCGUCACAGAACUUUCCCGUUCACCCAUUGUAAUAAUAUUACCUUUCUCAAAUGGUACGUACAAAUGUGGAUUUUCUUUAAUAUUCUUCGAUAAAGUGGAUCUGUCUUGAAUAUGAACGGUUUCAUGUAUAGCUGUAUAAAUGUAAAGAUUACAGUCGAUAUUUGUAACAAUUACCAUUUACAUGUAAAAAUUAAAGAUUCUUUCCUAUUUGAGCUAUUGAAAUCAGGUCGCUUUUACACAAAUGAUUUUUUAAUUAAUCAUCGAAUCUGGUAAUUGUUUACGUCUUUUCUUUUCCGUAGGCUCAGCCUUUCGUGUCAAAAUUGGGCAUACCCGACUGUCCAUGGUAAAACGUGUAAAUUUUGUAAAAAAAUAUUUCUUACACACUUUUCGAAUACAAUCGUGAACUAGUCCGAACUAUUGAAUGUAUAUAGUUAAAUGUUUGUUACUUGUAUAUUGUAGAUAGAAUAUAUUUCUUUUGAAUUGUAUAUGCAAUGAAAUUAAUUCUUUAUUAAAAAACAAUGUUAAUUAAAAAGAUAAUUUAUUUAUAAUCAAAUUUACGUUGACUAUGCUCAGGUAGAUGUGAAUUUAUUCAUAGGUUUUGUGGUUAUAGAGUUGUUUUUAAUACUUGUGAUGAUAAUAAUGAUUAAGCUGUAUAAUUCACAUUUUCUUUUAGUUCCGUUAGUCAUACAUCAUUAACGGUGCGUACUUUUUGUAGCAUUUUUUUAAACAGACCUUAUGUGUAAGUUAACUAAUCUGUUUACAAACAUGGAUUCUAAAUAAAUAAAUCCGAAAAAUA
Molecule: messenger RNA, 5650 nt
Organism: Trichoplusia ni (cabbage looper)
Lineage: Eukaryota; Metazoa; Arthropoda; Insecta; Lepidoptera; Noctuidae
Exons: 13
Coding region: 322-3393 (1023 amino acids)
Molecular function (GO): protein binding
Source: RefSeq, a predicted model, not a curated record